Cyphellophora europaea CBS 101466 is the source of this 1227-nucleotide messenger RNA. RefSeq lists its product as uncharacterized. The record is from RefSeq and is a predicted model, not a curated record. Gene Ontology annotation, molecular function: ATP binding; protein kinase activity. Gene Ontology annotation, biological process: protein phosphorylation. Lineage: Eukaryota; Fungi; Ascomycota; Eurotiomycetes; Chaetothyriales; Cyphellophoraceae. Bases 1 to 1227 code for a protein of 408 amino acids. The transcript has a single exon.
AUGUACACAGGCGUCAACUUGCCUCCGACUCGAGGCCUGCCUGCGUACGCGAUCUUUCACCCGGAGAAUGGUGGCUCUCUACACUCUCAAUUCCUUGGAUCUGGAAUCCAAGGUACAGCAACUCUGGUACGUUCCCGUGCCACUUGCCAGCUUAUGGCUCGAAAACGGACCUGUCCUCAGCAUCUCAACAACAAGCCAUUCGCGGAUUUGGACAACGCCAUCAACCAUCCCAAUGUGGUGCGCCUUCUUGGAAGCGAGCGAUACCACCGCGAGAAGGUGAACGGAACGAACGGCUCAGCUGUGUCUCUGUGGGAAUUCGCGAACUGUAAGGAUUUGAAGCACUUGAUCAUGAACUACCGCAAAUCUGGUGAGAGAGUCCCUGAGCUCCUGAUCUGGCAGUUCCUGAAACAAAUGUUCGGUGCUUAUGAUGCUUUGCAUAGACGACAGAUUGCCCACAUGGACGGCCAUUGGAGUAACGUCUUUGUCAACUUUGACCCCCUGAAGAGCCUACCAGAGUUCAUUCUCGGUGAUUUAGGACUUAGCGAACCUUUCAAGCAAGGUUUCCAAAGGAUCUAUGCAUCUGAAGAAGGAGCUCCCGGCAUCGUCGACGACGAUUACAACAGCGUGCCCACCCUGCAGAACCUCCAUGAUUACGACGAAGACAACGACCAGAACGUGCUUGACUUCUUCAUCGGGGAGUCUCUGCCCCAGGUGGGUGAAGACAUGGCAAGACUUUCCGGCGCUUUGAACUGCAUGAUGCACGACGACGACAGCCUCGACUUUGCAUUCUACAGCCCAUCACUGAACAAGGUUGCGACCAUGAUGAUGAAUAUGAAGUCCUUCCUCUGGACCCGCCAUGUCAAGACGCAGAAGAACGCUCAGAUUCUGAUUAGCAUGCUGCGUCAGAUCAUUGAGCACCACUUUGCAGACUGUGUCAGUCAAGUGACGUUUCCAGUGCCUGGAAUUGAGCUGAGCAGACCUCAGGGUCCCACGCCUCAGCCAAUGCUGUUUGCCAGCCCCGAGGCUCUCCUUGCUGCCGACUACUUCCCACCCGGCCCAUGGUAUGUUGCACAGGUUGAUCCAUACGACUGCCAGGUCCUCAACGUGGACUACUCAGUGGUCUACGGUUCCGACGCGUGGUACUGUUUCGAUGCUCAAGGCAGCGAGGUGACUUUCGCCCCAGAGUUUGACGACGACGACGACAACACGUCCGACUCGCUUUGGUAA